Molecule: messenger RNA, 2200 nt
Organism: Pistacia vera
Lineage: Eukaryota; Viridiplantae; Streptophyta; Magnoliopsida; Sapindales; Anacardiaceae
Product: L10-interacting MYB domain-containing protein-like
Exons: 4
Coding region: 177-1112 (311 amino acids)
Source: RefSeq, a predicted model, not a curated record
ACCGAAACAUAUUUUUUAUUUUUUAUUUUGGUUAAAGACGGGAUUGGAGGCAAACACCCCUCUCUCGCCAUUCUCCGGUUCCCGGCAAAAUCUCCGUUCAGAGUAGAAGCACAACUGACAUUUCACAUGCACCAACUAAAGAGAUCACCUGGGUGGAAAAUCAACUACAGUUGUGGAUGGAUAGUGAAGCCAGUCAACAGCACAAGCAAGAACGUUCAAGAACAAGGUGGACGGCAUCACUGGACAAGGUAUUUGCGAACCUGGUAGUCAAGCAGAUUAAACUGGGAAACAGACCAAAUAAUGUUUUCGACAAGAAAACGUGGAAUCAUAUUCGUGAUGAGUUUAACAGGCAAACAGAACUCAACUUCAAUAACAACCAAUUGAGAAAGCACCUAGAUGUUCUACGGACACGCUACUAUAAUCUGAAGUCUGCUUAUAAUCCAAACGACUUUGCUAUUGAGGACUCUUGUUGCAUUGGAUUUGACCUGUGGGAAGACAUUGCGGCACAGCCCAGACCAGACACCAUUAAAGUCAAGGACUGCCCAAUAUAUGAGCAGCUAUGUGCAAUUUUCACUGAUACUUCACCAGAUGGGAAAUAUGCCCAAUCAAGUCACUUUGAAGGAUUUGACAAAUCUUUUGGGCAUAAUAAUGUGAUCUUAAAUUCAGUCCCAGAGGCUGAAACCCAACAUCCCAAGAAUCCAUCAUCUUCAAGGUUGAUACAAGGAAAUGCUUUGUCACCAGAGAAGGUGACGAAGAAUAUAGCCGAGAGAAAAAGGAAACAACAAUCUGAGACACGAACUUCGUUGGGUCAAAGCAGAAGAGAUCAAGAAAUACUUAAAGCCAUGGCCGGAGCUAUGUUAGAGAUGGUUGCUGCUUCAAAGUUGAGGACAGGGAUGACAACACAGAUUGAUGAAAGAUUUAGUAUAACUAAUUGCAUUAAAGCACUGGAUGAGAUGGAAGCCAUUGAUGAACAACUCUACUUUGCAGCCUUGGACCUCUUUGAUGAUCCCAACUUAAGGGAAACCUUUAUAUCUUUGAAAGGUGACAAAAUAAGAUUGACCUGGUUGCAAGGGAAGCGUGGUAAAAAUAUAACCACAUGUAGUUUAAGUUAGUGGACGGAGUUUGGGCGUUUUGGAAGUGUAAAAAAUCUUGAAAUAGUUUAGUUUCGGCAUAGCUAGUUUGUUCAUAUUGUGGCAUCAAAGAUUAUUGGACAGGACUUGUUAGCAAUGAUAUCAAGUGCACAUACGCAAACAUGCAGUUUUGAAACUUUUAGUUGUGCUUUUAUAAACUGAGUAUGUGAGAUGCGAAUGUCCAACACUGAAAAGGCCUUUGGACCAUGUAAAAUGUAAAUUGUUAAUGGGAGUGGUAGUAUUAGCUAAUACUCUGGAGCGGACUACUAUAUAUUUCUUUAUCAACAAGUCACAGCAACUUGCUAAUGGGAGUGGCAAUCAAGGGUGCCAACACAUUUACUGGUAGUGUCGCAGCUAGGGGUGCAGUCGAACCAAGUAGCUCAUGAGCUACUCGGAUUCGACUCGUGACGAGCUCGGACUUGACUCGUCGGAGAACGAGUAUUUCACGAGUUCGAGCUCAACUUCAAGCUCGUGAAAAAUGUCGAGCUUUUUGGGCUCGAUUCAAACUAUUCGUGAGCUGUUCGAAGAACUCGUUUCGUCAUUCGAGUAGGAGAGCUCAUGAGAUCGAUCGGUAAGAUUUCAGCUCGUGAGUCAAGGCCACUAACCCAGGUGCUGUAGGAGAGGAGGUCGGAGGUAAAGCUGAGAUCUGACGAGUUCGAUGACGGUAGGGUAGACUCAGAUGUUGGUGAGUAGUUUCCUCAUGACGUAGAUUGACUGAAGAUUAUGAUUGAGUGGAGAUGAGGAGUCGGAUUUUGGUCUCAGCAGAUUCGACUGAGAAGUUAGUGGGAGGGGCGGUGGAAGAAGAAGAAGAGGGGUUCAAAACGACGUCGUUUGUUAAAUCCUUAUAAAUAGCCAAGUCGAGCUCGAGAAAUUUAUUUUUUAAACGAGCCAAGCUCGAGCUCGAGCAGUUUAUUUUUUUAAACGAGCUCGAGCUCUUGCUCCUAAUACAUUCGAGCCGAGCUCGAGCCAGCCACUAUUCGGCUCGGCUCGUAUGCACCCCUAGUUGUAGCUGCAUUUUAAUUUUGACUUUCUUUACCAUUCAAUCAGAGUUUCAUAUCUCAGCCUAGUAA